AUGCCUUAUACUGAACAGGAUCCUCUAUUACCAAGAGAUAAACCAUCACCAGAAAUUAACGGUUCAAGACCUCAAAGCAUCAAUGAUGUGGAACAGGAAGAUAGUCAUGGGAAACUACCAUUCAACGAUUUAAUGGCUGUGGUUCUGGGAUUAUGCUCGAUACUUAUACUAACGAUGUUGAUUUUACCAGAUGGCUUUAUCGAUGAUAUAUUUCAUCAUGGUUGGCCUUUUGGUCAUCAAGAACCGAAGACAAUUGAGGAGAGAGUCAAUAAAAUCUUGACCGAAACACCACUCAUAGAUGGACACAAUGAUCUUGCAAUUCUCAUACGAUCCGUCUAUCAGAAUCGUAUCUAUGAUGAGAAGUUUACAGAUUUAUUUGAAAAUGGUGGGAUGGAUUCUCACGUUGAUCUCCCUCGAUUGAAGGCUGGAAAGAAUGGAGGUGCUUUCUGGAGUGCAUAUGCUCCAUGUCCUUCAAAUUGGAGUGAUUUUUCCACUGAGAAUUAUGCCCAUUCCGUCACCUUUACUUUGACCCAACUUGAUCUGCUCACUCGUCUUCAAGCCGCCUAUCCCUCCCACUUCUCACUUCCUGGAAACAGUAGCACUGCUUUGACUGCUUUCCAGAAUGGUCAACUUAUAUCUCCAUAUAUCAUUGAAGGGCUUCAUCAAAUUGGAAACUCCAUGUCCAACCUCCGCCAGUACUACAAUCUGGGAGUCCGCUACGCAACCUUAACACACAAUUGCCACAAUCGAUAUGCAGAUGCUGCCCUGGUUGAAGUCUCUGGAGGUGGUAUCGAGAAAUCUAAACCUCAUUGGGGAGGGCUCUCUAUCGCUGGUCGUCAACUCAUCCAUGAGAUGAAUCGAUUAGGGAUGAUUGUUGAUCUAUCACAUACUAGUCAAGAUACGAUGCGAUCAGUUCUGGGCUGGGAAGCUGACUGGCCCGGCAGUCUCGCUCCAGUAAUAUUCAGUCAUUCAUCUGCCUAUUCGCUAUGUCCUCAUCCACGAAAUGUUCCCGAUGAUAUCUUACAACUCGUCAAGAAGCGCAAUUCUCUCGUCAUGGUCAAUUUCGCCCCAGACUUUGUAUCAUGCGUUGCGAAUCCAUCCAAUACAAAUGGGUUACCAGAUUACUAUCCAAUGAACUCAACGUUGGAGCAUGUGGCUAGACACGUCAUGUAUAUUGGUGAUCUUAUUGGAUUUGAUCACGUAGGGUUUGGCAGUGAUUUUGACGGUAUACCAGAUACACCACAGGGAUUGGACGACGUAAGCAAGUAUCCGGACUUAGUAGCCGAGCUUCUUAAACAGGGCGUCAGCGACAAAGAUGUUGCAAAUGUAGUAGGUAAAAACAUUUUAAGGGUUUGGAAAGAUGUUGAUGAGCUUGCCGCAAAGUUGCAGGCGAAGGGUGAAAAAUCUCUUGAGGAUGACCUUGCCUCACUCAUGCUCUAA
Messenger RNA from Sclerotinia borealis F-4128, 1440 nucleotides. NCBI's taxonomy places the organism in Eukaryota, Fungi, Ascomycota, Leotiomycetes, Helotiales, Sclerotiniaceae. The record is from the annotation of a GenBank genome assembly.